CCUCUAAUCUUAUUUGCAUAUCUUCAAUAUUCCUUGCCUGUUAACUUGUUUAAUAGCGCUAUUUAAUAUUGUUAACCGCGAUCAGCAAUGACAGGUGAUCGUUUAAAACAUGAUGUAUCCGGCGACGUCGGGAGGUCGGAUGGUAGAUCUGGAGUAACAAGACGUCGAGUGGCAAAACCGACUUCUCUUAGAGAAAACGGAUCAUUAAAAUUUGAAAACGACCUUGCAUUGGCGCUGAAAGAAAGUUUGAAGUAUGCUAAACAAAUGGAUAGCGACCCAAAACCAAUGGAAGAUUCGUCUUUAAGGAGAAACAAUAUUGAAAAUCAAAAGAACGAACUAGAAACAAAGUCUUCCAUCUCAUCCAGACUAAUGGAUACAUAUGGUGAGAAGCAGUUGAAAGAACUUUUAGUGUUGCAUAUCGAUCUAAUACAACACCAGCAAGAGUUGGUUAUUCAGAAAGACCGACAAAUUAAACAAAUUAAACAAGAGAGGGAUAAUCUAAAAUGUAGACUAGAUAGGAUGGAAAGACGAAUGUCUCUACUAAAGCAUAGAGUACCUGAUGUAGAAUUGAAUGAAAGUCCACAAAGACAAAGAGGUGAUCAACAGCCCUCUUCACAGUGUUUGUCUGAAAAUAUACCAUCACAUACAUCAGAGAGGUCAUUGAAAAGGAAAAGAGCCAGUUUUGAACCACUGAAUCUCAGUAAGCGUUUCGUCACAGAUUCCAGUGUAGAAAGUAGAAACAAACCAGCAGACACUAAAUUACAACCAAAAGUUGAUAGAACUAACAGAAGUCGAAGUAGAACUUUCACUAUACCCACCGAGGAAAUAUACAAUGCUUGGGGAUACAGGGCCAGACCUGGUCAGAUAGCUGCAGAUCCUAGUAUGCUUAAGGAACUUCAAAAAAGAACAAGCAUUAAGAAAACAGACAAUGUAGACAAUAGUGUUUUGCGUACUAAAGACAAUUAUCACAUUUCAUUUUAUCAACCUGUAGCAGAACAUAUUGAAAUUGAAAAUAACACUGAUUUGCUGAAAGGUGCCCAGUCUCAGUUAACAGUUGAAUGUCCACAUUGGAGGGUAAAAAUGUAUACCAAUCAGUGGGGACUUGAAGGAACAGAGAAUAUGGAAGAUGAAAUUUAUACAAAGAGGCACACUAAACCAGAAAUAGAAGAAAAGAGAAGAAAGAGAUGGGAUUUGCAAAGAUCUAGAGAGCAGGCUGCAUAUGAGAAAUUGAAAGAAAAAGAAAAAGGUGCUGAUGUUCUUCCUGUAGAGGAAAACUCCAAUUCUGUGGAAUCAUUUUAUCCUUCUCUUGAUAAUAUUACUCAUUUAGAAAUCACAGAUAAAAUUCCAGUGAUGGUGUUUGGUCAUGGAAUACCAAAAAUGGACGUAACAGGAUUCAAGUUGCCCUGGGAUGUAAAUAUGAAGAAAGGACAUAGUCAUUUACGCACAAGACACACAAGGAAUACAUAACACAGAUGUUCUUCAGAUGUAUUCACCAGCCAUUUCAUGACUUGAUUCACAAUCACUGACCAAAGCUAGAAUUUUGUUGUUGAUAUUUUUUAUUGUUGUAUUUAAUUUAUAUUUGAUAGUAAAUAUUUUUGUUGCUUAGUAUUGGGUAUAAGUGAUAAUGACCCUGCGUUAUAUUGUACAAUUAAUGUCUUGUGUGUUCCUUGGUCAAAUAUUCAAGCUUUUAAAAUUGCAAUCCUACAAAAGGCAAGACAUCUCAGUUAAAGAAAAGUCAUAUAGGGGUGAAGUAUCUUUAUGCAUUCAGUUGCAUUUUUUCAUUUUUAUUAUUGAAAUACAGAAGCCUAGUUAUUUUUGUAACUAACAUUUCUUUUCGUUAAAGAUGUUUAAAACAGAACAAAAGGUAUUUUGCUUUGAAGCAAAAAAAUAAAAUAAAAGGGGGGAUUAAAUACAUUUGCACAGAGGACAUAGGUUGAGCAAUCUGAUUUUUUUCCUUUGCUAUUCAGCAUUUGUAAAAUCUGUUACAGAGCGAAGUGAAAAUUAUAUACAAGUUGUUUUGUUAUUAAAUAUGUUUUCAAUGUGAUUCCAUAUUAACAAGCAUUUAAUUCAACCCUGCAAACUUUUUAUUUACUCUUAUACAGUUGAGUAAUAAUUCAAAAGUAACUGAAGUCUGAGAAUAUCUUUCCAAAUAAAUUUCCCAAUUAGAUCAUGCUUCUUUCAGUUGUCGAAGUUAUUCAUCUUUGAAUAGAUGGGUGUCAUUGUAUAUGAAGUUUAAUUAUUCUUACAGAAUCUUAAUUAGUUGACCUUUAUGAAAACCAAUUGAAUAUCAUAGAGAGAGAAAUAUCAAAGAAAUGGACAGAUAUGAAAAAUGAUCUAACUUUAUAUGCAACCAUUUCACCCAAUAAAUAAGAAGCCAACCAUCUCACCAUUAAAUUAGAGUGUACUGUAUUGUUUUACCAAGUAUAGAACAUUUGGGCAUAAAUUUUUUUUCUUUUUUCCAAAAAAAUUGAAGGUUCAUUUAGGGUUAAAAACGUUUAUAAAUUACAAUACUUUCAUAAAUACUUCAGUCUGUCUUAUAAAUAGACUAACCUAAUCAGCUUUGACCAAAAUAUCCAAAGUUAACACUGGUAAAAAUACUGAGCAAUCCUCAACCCAGUAUAAUUGUUUGGCAAAAAAGAAUCAUGGAACACAACUUCUGGAAAUAAAACGGUUGCAAGAUUCAUAACAUUUUUUUGCAAUAUAUACAUGUAAUUUAUUUUUUAUAGUGUUGAAAACUCUACCAAAAGAAGUUAGUAUGUAUUCAUUGAUCCUUGAAUAGAGAAGUCUGUACAAUUCAUUUAUAAAGAGAAUGUAACAGACGUACUUGAUAUUGAGUGUUUUUAUAAUCUGUCACAAUGGAUGUUGAAGUCUUUUUUAAUGAAUAAAGAUAUUUAAACUUUAA
Messenger RNA from Mytilus trossulus (common blue mussel), 2902 nucleotides. Its product is annotated as male-specific lethal 1 homolog. NCBI's taxonomy places the organism in Eukaryota, Metazoa, Mollusca, Bivalvia, Mytilida, Mytilidae. Bases 88 to 1467 code for a protein of 459 amino acids. The record is from RefSeq and is a predicted model, not a curated record. The transcript has 8 exons. Gene Ontology annotation, cellular component: MSL complex. Gene Ontology annotation, molecular function: chromatin binding.